CUUGCCGUCAGUCUACCGCCAGAGUUGCCGAGGUGCGGGCGUGCGUCUGUGCGAGUCGCGGGUGUCGAGUGCGUGUCGCUGAGAUGUGUAGUGCCAUCAGAGAAGUUUAAUUCGGUAAGAGAAAUUCAUCCAGAGAUAAAGUGAGUGGUUAACGUAUAAGUGAGAGAAAUGCCGACGAUUUUAAAAGGCACAACUUAAGUUAAACUUUAUCGUUGUGGAGGACUUAUCUGUCUUGAUAUCAUAAAGGUUGAGAUGGCAGUCGCCAAGUGGGUGCUAGUGGUUCUUACUGUUCUUCCCCUCGUCGCCCACGGAGGUAGUGAGGCGUUCUUGAAGAUGUUUGCGGCUCAACAGACACCGACGGACCCCUGUUACGACGAGGACAGGCCGAAGAGGUGCAUUCCCGAUUUUGUCAAUGCCGCUUUCGGCAGCCCCGUCGAAGCUUCGAGCACUUGCGGAACUUUCGGACCGGCGAGAUACUGUGACGUUCCCGAUCACGGAAGCGGGUUGUGUCACGUCUGCGACGAUUCCCAACCGAAACGUCGGCACCCUCCGUCUUACCUUACAGAUCUGAACAACCCCAACAACAUCACCUGCUGGAGAUCCGAGCCCAUCAUAGCUCACUCCAGCUCCUACAACAGCCCUCCGGACAAUGUCACUCUGACUCUCUCACUCGGCAAGAAGUACGAGCUCACGUACGUCAGUCUCCAGUUCUGCCCCAAGGCGGCCAAACCCGACUCGAUCGCCAUCUACAAGAGCAUGGACUACGGGAAGACGUGGCAACCGUUCCAGUUCUACUCGGGGCAGUGCCGUAGAGUCUACGGGCGGCCGAACCGAGCGACAAUCACGAAAGCGAACGAACAAGAGGCUCUCUGCACGGACUCCCACAGGUUCAACGGGGACGGCGCCGGAGGGCCCAUCGCCUCGAGGAUCGCCUUCAGUACCUUGGAAGGACGUCCGAGCGCAGCGGACUUCGACAUCAGUCCCGUUCUCCAGGACUGGGUUACGGCCACAGACAUCAAGGUGAUCUUCAACAGGCUGCACUUUCCAACGGUUCUAGAAGAAGAGGAGGAAACGAUAUCAGUGGUAGAGUUGGAGAAAGAUUCAAAAAAGGACUUAGAAGACGUCAACAAGAUCACGAAUGGUCCUCUUCCGCCUAAGGUGGAACUGAAUCCUUCCCAGGAUCUCCAUAACGAACCUCUCCCCGCGGAUAGUCCCGCGGCUGUAGUUCUCAACUCUCUGAUGACAACCACCUCCACCACCAUGUCCUACCAUUACGCCGUGUCAGACUUCGCGGUCGGCGGACGGUGCAAGUGCAACGGACACGCUUCCAAGUGCAUCUCCGGGCCCUCUGGCCAGCUGAAUUGUGACUGUAAACACAACACCGCAGGACGGGACUGUGAGCGAUGCAAACCCUUCCACUUCGACAGACCAUGGGGCAGAGCCACGGCCAGGGACGCCAACGAGUGCAAAGCCUGCAACUGCAACUUGCACGCGAGGCGGUGCCGCUUCAACAUGGAGUUGUACAAGCUGAGCGGACGGGUUAGUGGCGGAGUCUGUUUGAAGUGCCGCCACUUUACUGCAGGGAGACACUGCCAUUAUUGCAAGGAAGGGUACUACAGAGACCCCACAAAGCCUAUCACACACCGCAAAGCCUGUAAAGCUUGCGACUGUCACCCCAUAGGCGCCUCUGGGAAGACCUGUAACCAGACCUCCGGCCAGUGUCCCUGCAAGGACGGUGUUACCGGGAUCACCUGCAACCGCUGUGCCAAGGGCUACCAGCAGAGUCGCUCGCACAUAGCGCCUUGCGUCAAGAUUCCGAGGAUGCCUGUCAACCAAAUGUCAGCAGACGCUGGUGAAGAAUACAGCCCUGGUGACACAUCACCGGCCAGAGACCAGUGCGGCAAAUGCAGGGCUGGCACCCGUAGACUGAACCUCAACAAGUACUGCAAGCGAGACUAUGCCAUCUUGGGCAAGGUGCUAGAGCGAGAGACUGUAGACGAUUGGGUCAAGUUCUCACUUAACAUCCAGAGCGUGUUCAAACGUGCCCGAGACUCCAGGUUGAGGCGUACCAACACCUUCCUCUGGGUGCCAGUCAAGGACCUGGCCUGCAAGUGUCCUAAGAUUAAAACUAACAAGUCUUACUUGAUCCUUGGGAAGGAGAAGGAAGGGGAACACACCGGGCUCACAAUCACCCAGCGGUCAAUCGUCAUCGAGUGGAAGGACGAAUGGAACAACAGGAUGAGGAGGUUCCAACGACGCUCGCGACAGUGCAAGUAAACACUCCCUCGGACACUUCCACGUCCUGGAUCACCCGUUACUUUCAACAGUGGACUCCUCGGUUAGACUAUGCUGAUCCUGUACUUAUGUAACUUUUCCCAGGUUUUAAUAGCGUGUUUUUUUCACUUCGAUUUUGGAUCAAUUCCAAUCACCGGAUGAUCGUGAAGGUUGUUUUAAAAUGGCUGUCAUUAACUAUUGUCUAUGUGCUUGUUAUGUGAAGUUGUUUUUCAACUUGUUAUAUAUUACAUUGCAGGCUGCAACUGUAUUACGUUUCUCACCAAAGGAGGUUGUCACAAUAAACAUAUCAGCUUCAACAAUCCUUUUAUCAAAAAAUGUCCCAUUUCUUUCACAUUUCCAAAAUAACAAGAAGGGUACACAGUAUCUUUUUCCACUUAAACUGCUGUUGUAAAUGACAUUUUCGUUAUGGAACUUAAAUAAAUAGAGACAUAAAAUGGAAUUACACCUCAACUAAAACAUAUCUUCCUAGUACUCAGUACACAUAUCCACUUGCUAUUUUACCCUUUAGUAAUCCCAAGAAACAGUUACAUGGAAUAAAGGUUGUAAAGGUGAAGCUGAAGGAUGUUUGAAAGCAGAGCUCCGUAUUGUCACUGUAAUUAUUGAAUGUAUGAUAUCAACAGACUGAGUAUAUUAUUUGCCAUAGCUUUAAUACAGUUAGGAUUCCACGUGAUGUUAGAGUAUUGUAAGGGACAGGAGUGUUGUAUUCUUUUCGACUCCAAAGAUGACGUCAAGUUCUUGUAAAUUAUGAUGAAUGUACGUUAUGUAGACUCAUAGUUGUAGAGCUAGCCUUUAUGUGGUGCUGAGGGCCAAGGAAAAUGCUGUUUCUGCCCUACACCAUCCACUGCUUACGGCAGCGUCGCUAGUUUCUGAAAAUUUUGUUAACUUCAGGGAAAACUUUGAUCUAUCGAUUAGUAUGCCUAAUAAAAUAAUAAGUUUGUACAUUAAUACAAUGUUGUAUUGCGUGUUUAUUUCUCAUCCCAUUCAAGGGAGCCUACAUUAUAUUUAAGUGCAAGUUAUAUAAUUAUCUGAAACAAAAAAUUUUUUUCCCAAACAAUACAAACAUUUAAUGUGUACAGUAAAAGAUGGAAUAUCUUAUACAAGAACAAAGUUUGGAAUCAGACUAUCUCUCAUGUUUACUUUUACUAAGAUUACAACUACAUAAUGUAUUUAGCUUUAUAAUAUUAUUAAAACACAAGAUCUAUCUGUUUAUAUGGUUAGGUUAAGGUUCGUUGUAUAUUUGUCUUUUAUUAGAUAUUUUGUAUAUUUUCGAUGAUGUUAGAAUGUAAUUAAUUAAACUCAUUUAUAUGUUUCUUCUUAUCUGUUUAGCUAGUUCCUAAAGAUUUCCUUUGCAGUUUAUUUAUUAUUGGAUUGUAACUAUUAACAUAUUAAAUAGUGGUGGAAGUAGUAAAUACACGAUUGACAGUUUAAAAAUUAAUAUCUUAAUUAUUAUUUAAAUGUUUGGGUAUGUUUUUCUUAUACCAACGGUUUGAUUAAAUUUAUCAUUUAAAUCAACUCUUAUAAAAUAAUUCUCUCCUGAAACGGAAGUUUCUUCGACAUGGUUGUAUAGAUAAAUAAAUUAUAGCUGUGUUAUUUUAUUAAUUACUGUAGAUGGAUACUUAAUUUAUAAUUACGAUAGGCAAGAUAAUUCUGCUUCAUGUGUAUUAGCAAUAUUAGACUCUACAUGUCUACAUGUCUGUGUGUAUUGUACAUUAUGUCCUUUAUUUAUUCACAUUAACUUGUGUAACAUUAUUUACAUGUUUUUACGAUAUUGUAGAUGUAAUAUAUUAUAUAAUAAAUGUUUAACUAAGA
Molecule: messenger RNA, 4104 nt
Organism: Homalodisca vitripennis (glassy-winged sharpshooter)
Lineage: Eukaryota; Metazoa; Arthropoda; Insecta; Hemiptera; Cicadellidae
Gene: NetA
Product: netrin-B
Exons: 7
Coding region: 253-2277 (674 amino acids)
Molecular function (GO): protein binding
Source: RefSeq, a predicted model, not a curated record